This is a messenger RNA of Fukomys damarensis (Damara mole-rat), 945 nucleotides long. Its product is annotated as olfactory receptor 7D4. The record is from RefSeq and is a predicted model, not a curated record. Gene Ontology annotation, molecular function: olfactory receptor activity; G protein-coupled receptor activity. Bases 1 to 945 code for a protein of 314 amino acids. Lineage: Eukaryota; Metazoa; Chordata; Mammalia; Rodentia; Bathyergidae. The transcript has a single exon. Gene Ontology annotation, biological process: G protein-coupled receptor signaling pathway. Gene Ontology annotation, cellular component: membrane.
AUGGAAAGAGAAAACCACACAGGAAUAUCACAAUUCCUUCUCCUGGGCCUCUCAGAUGAUCCUGAACUGCAGCCCUUUCUCUUUGGACUGUUUCUAUCCAUGUACCUGCUUGUGGUGCUUGGGAACCUGCUCAUCAUCCUGCUCGUCAGCUCUGACUCCCAUCUCCACACCCCCAUGUAUUUCUUCCUCUCCAACCUGUCUUUUGUGGACAUCUGUUUCACCUCCACUACAGUCCCAAAUAUGUUGGAGAACAUCCAAGCACACAAUAAAGAUAUUACCUACACAGAAUGCUUCACUCAGGUGUAUUUUUUUAUGAUAUUUUUUGGAAUGGAUAAUUUCCUCCUGACAGUGAUGGCCUAUGACCGCUUUGUGGCCAUCUGUCAUCCCCUGAAAUACAUGAACAUCAUGACCCCCCGGCUAUGUGUCCUACUCGUUCUGGCAUCCUGGAUCAUGAUUUUCUGUGUCUCCCUGCUUCAUAUUUUCCUGCUGAUGCAACUGACCUUCUCUAUUGCCACUGAAAUCCCACAUUUCUUUUGUGAACUGGCUCUGCUUAUCAAAGUGGCUACCUUUGAUAUUCUUGUCAAGGUCAAUAUUGUCCUAAUGUAUGUGUCAACUAUCCUGCUGGUUGUGUGUCCCAUCACUGGGAUCCUCUUCUCUUACUCUCAGAUUGUCUUCUCCUUAAUGAGAAUGUCCUCCAGUGCAAGCAAGCAUAAAGCAUUUUCCACCUGUGGAUCUCACCUCUGUGUGGUUUCGCUGUUCUAUGGAACAGGACUUGGAGUAUAUCUCAGUUCUGCUGUGACCCAUUCUUCCCGUGAAAGCUCCAUUGCCUCUGUCAUGUACACUUUGGCAAUCCCCAUGCUGAAUCCCUUCAUCUACAGCCUAAGGAAUAAGGAUGUGAAGGGAGCCCUAGGGAGACUCCUCAGCAGAGCAGCCUCUGGUCUCUGA